Molecule: messenger RNA, 5145 nt
Organism: Mauremys reevesii (Reeves's turtle)
Lineage: Eukaryota; Metazoa; Chordata; Testudines; Geoemydidae
Gene: UNC13B
Product: unc-13 homolog B
Exons: 40
Coding region: 123-5048 (1641 amino acids)
Biological process (GO): synaptic vesicle maturation; neuromuscular junction development; presynaptic dense core vesicle exocytosis
Cellular component (GO): presynaptic membrane; plasma membrane; terminal bouton
Molecular function (GO): phospholipid binding; calmodulin binding; calcium ion binding
Source: RefSeq, a predicted model, not a curated record
GGUGCCGCCGUGCCCGGGCGGGGGCAUGAGGAGAGCGCGGGGAGCGGCGGCGGCAGCAGGCGGCCUCGCGGGGGUGAGCUGAGGCGGGCACGGGCUGAGGGGAGCCGCGCGGGGCCCGCGCCAUGUCCCUGCUCUGCGUGCGAGUGAAAAAAGCAAAACUCCAGGGGCCACCAGAUAAAUUUAAUACCUAUGUGACCUUGAAAGUGCAAAAUGUGAAGAGUACAACAGUUGCAGUGCGAGGCGACCAGCCCUGCUGGGAACAAGACUUCAUGUUUGAGAUCAGUCGGCUGGACCUGGGCCUGAUUGUUGAAGUAUGGAACAAAGGGCUGAUCUGGGACACUCUGGUCGGGACUGUGUGGAUUGCACUUAAGGCCAUCCGGCAGUCUGAGGAGGAAGGACCUGGAGAGUGGUCUACGCUGGAGGCAGAGGUCGUAAUGAAGCAUGAUGAGAUCUGUGGGACCAAAAAGCCAACUCCCCAUAAAAUUUUGCUGGAUACAAGAUUCGAGUUACCUUUUGAUAUCCCUGAGGAGGAAGCCAGAUAUUGGACCAAAAAACUAGAACAGAUAAACUCUUUGGGAGAUCGUGGUGAGUAUUCAUUUUCAGAAGAAGUCCAGAAGAAACCAUUGCCCACUGCUGCCUCCCAGUGUUCCUUGGAAGACCCUGAUAGUGCAGUGGAUGAUAGAGACAGUGACUACCGCAGUGAGACCAGCAACAGCAUUCCUCCUCCUUACCACACAAUCUCACAGCCCAACGCCUCUGUGCACCAGUUCACUGUGCCCUCUCGCCUGCAGCAGCAGGGUGUGUCUCGGGACUCCUGCAUGGACUCCAUGCAGAGCUAUGAUCUGGAUUACCGGGAACGUAUGGCCGUCAGGCGAUAUGAUAGCAUAGAUUCCACUGUGAGUGGCCGAUCUGACCUAGAAUCUGCAUCUGAGUCUAGUCAAAUGACAAGCCGCCAGUACUCGCUAGAAAGCAGGCAGUCUCUAGAUUUGUCCGAUAGUCCUGCUGGAAGUAGCAGGUAUGGCUCCUCAUGUAACGUCAGUCAGGGGAGCUCUCAGCUGAGUGAGCUGGACCAUUACCGUGAAAGCAUCCAUGGGUCUGAGCAAGAGGAUGAACACCGGGAAGGGGAAUCCAAUCAUUCCUGUCACAGCUCUGGCAGCUAUCAGAAGGAUGGCCAGGAAUGGCGCACUGAGCCGGAGGAACACCCUGAGCAUCACAGCGAAACAACAGAGAAGGAAAAGGUCUGUGUGAGAGAGGAGACAGCUGAAGAUCAUUCUGCAUCCAGAUUAACCUCACAACUUGAGAAGCCCAAGGAUAUCCCUGCAGGGCGGCCAGAGAGUUACCUUGAUGAAAAUGAACCCCCAGCAUUUUCUCCUGCAAGAGCUCGCUGGCUCCGAGCCAUUAACAAAAUACGAGUACGGCUUCAGGAGGGUCAAGAUGAUGAAGAUUCACCAAAACCACCUUGGUUCAAAGAAGGGCCUGCAGGUGGUCUCUAUGGCAUUGACAGCAUGCCUGAUCUACGCAAAAAGAAACCAAUUCCACUUGUCAGUGAUUUGUCACUGGUUCAGUCCAGGAAGGCUGGAAUUACCUCAGCAAUGGCCACUAGAACUUCUCUUAAGGAUGAGGAGCUGAAAUCUCAUGUAUAUAAGAAGACCCUGCAAGCCUUAAUUUACCCUAUCUCCUGCACAACCCCUCACAAUUUUGAGGUGUGGACAGCUACAACCCCUACAUAUUGCUAUGAGUGUGAAGGGCUCCUAUGGGGCAUUGCAAGGCAGGGUAUGCGCUGCACUGAAUGUGGGGUCAAAUGUCACGAGAAGUGCCAAGAUCUGCUCAAUGCUGAUUGCUUACAGAGAGCAGCAGAGAAGAGCUGUAAACAUGGAGCAGAGGAUCGGACCCAAAACAUCAUCAUGGCCAUGAAGGAUCGCAUGAAGAUUCGGGAACGGAACAAGCCAGAAAUCUUUGACUUGAUCAGAGAUGUUUUUAGUGAGAGCAAAUUAACACAUGCUCAGCAAAUGAAGACAGUGAAACAGAGCGUGCUGGAUGGCACCUCCAAAUGGUCAGCUAAAAUCACUAUCACCGUGGUUUGUGCUCAAGGUCUGCAGGCCAAGGACAAAACUGGAUCCAGUGAUCCAUAUGUGACGGUUCAAGUUGGCAAAACAAAGAAGAGAACUAAAACAAUUUUUGGGAAUCUGAAUCCUGUUUGGGAGGAGAAAUUCCACUUUGAGUGCCAUAACUCCUCGGAUCGGAUCAAAGUGCGCGUCUGGGAUGAGGAUGAUGACAUUAAAUCUCGUGUCAAGCAGAGGCUGAAACGUGAGUCGGACGAUUUCUUGGGUCAGACCAUCAUCGAAGUCCGCACAUUGAGUGGAGAGAUGGAUGUAUGGUACAAUCUUGAGAAAAGAACCGAUAAAUCUGCUGUAUCUGGUGCUAUACGCUUACAGAUCAAUGUGGAAAUAAAAGGAGAGGAGAAGGUGGCUCCGUAUCACAUUCAGUACACCUGCCUUCAUGAAAACCUCUUCCACUAUCUCACAGACAUUCAAGGGAGUGGGGUGGUGAAGAUCCCUGAUGCCAAAGGAGAUGAUGCCUGGAAGGUGUAUUUUGAUGAGACAGCCCAAGAAAUAGUGGAUGAAUUUGCAAUGCGUUAUGGUAUAGAAACAAUAUACCAGGCUAUGACGCACUUUGCAUGUCUGUCCUCCAAGUACAUGUGUCCAGGAGUGCCAGCUGUGAUGAGCACCUUACUGGCCAAUAUCAAUGCCUACUACGCACACACUACUGCAUCCACAAACGUGUCUGCUUCUGACCGCUUUGCAGCCUCAAACUUUGGGAAAGAAAGGUUUGUUAAACUGCUGGACCAGCUGCACAAUUCACUCCGUAUCGACCUCUCCAUGUAUAGGAACAAUUUCCCAGCCAGCAGCCCUGAGCGGUUACAGGACUUGAAAUCCACCGUGGACUUGCUGACCAGCAUCACGUUUUUCAGAAUGAAGGUUCAAGAACUACAGAGCCCACCUCGAGCCAGCCAAGUAGUGAAGGACUGUGUGAAGGCCUGUCUCAACUCAACCUAUGAAUACAUCUUCAACAAUUGCCAUGAACUGUAUAGUCGCGAGUACCAGACAGAUCCCAACAAAAAUCAGGACCUUCCUCCUGAGGAGCAAGGCCCCAGCAUCAGGAACUUGGAUUUCUGGCCUAAACUCAUCACUCUGAUAGUUUCCAUUAUAGAAGAGGAUAAAAAUUCAUAUACCCCUGUUCUGAACCAGUUUCCUCAGGAGCUCACUGUUGGGAAGGUCAGUGCUGAAGUCAUGUGGAACCUUUUUGCCCAGGAUAUGAAAUACGCCAUGGAAGACCAUGAGAAGCACAGACUGUGUAAAAGUGCAGACUAUAUGAAUUUGCACUUCAAGGUGAAAUGGCUGUACAACGAGUAUGUUCGCGAGCUGCCUGCCUUCAAGGGCAAAGUGCCCGACUAUCCAGCAUGGUUUGAGCAGUUUGUGAUGCAGUGGCUGGAUGAGAAUGAAGAUGUUUCCCUGGAAUUCCUGCAUGGAGCCCUGGAGAGAGAUAAGAAAGAUGGGUUCCAGCAAACAUCUGAGCAUGCUCUGUUCUCCUGCUCGGUGGUGGAUGUCUUCACACAGCUCAAUCAGAGCUUUGAGAUCAUUAAGAAGCUGGAGUGUCCGGACCCUGAGAUUGUUGCUCACUAUAUGAGGAGGUUUGCUAAGACAAUUGGGAAAGUGCUGAUGCAGUACGCUGACAUUCUCUCCAAGUGUUUCCAGUCCUACUGCUCCAAGGAGAAACUACCCUGCAUCCUGAUGAACAACAUUCAGCAGCUGAGAGUGCAGCUCGAGAAGAUGUUUGAGGCCAUGGGUGCUAAGGAGCUGGACCCAGAAGCAAGUGACAAUCUCAAAGAGCUCCAAGUGAAACUGAACAAUGUUUUGGAUGAGCUCAGUGUUGUGUUUGGUAACAGCUUUCAGAGCCGUAUUGAUGAGUGUGUCAAGCAGAUGUCAGAUAUACUCUGUCAAGUGAAAGGGACAGGAAAUAUCCCUGCAAAUGCCAGGAACACGGUGGCGCAAGACGCGGACAAUGUCCUGAGGCCAUUAAUGGACUUCCUGGAUGGAAACCUGACGCUCUUUGCCACGGUGUGUGAAAAGACCGUGCUGAAGCGGGUGCUGAAGGAGCUCUGGAGGGUGGUGAUGAACACCAUGGAGAAGCUCAUUGUGCUGCCUCCACUCACAGACCACACGGGUACGCAGUUGAUUUUCAGUGCUGCUAAGGAACUGGGACACUUGUCAAAGUUGAAGGAUCACAUGGUGAAGGAAGAAACUAGAAGUCUCACUCCAAAGCAGUGUGCGGUUCUGGACCUGGCUCUGGAUACUAUAAAACAAUAUUUCCAUGCUGGUGGGAACGGUCUAAAGAAAACCUUCUUGGAGAAGAGCCCAGACCUGCAGUCGCUCCGCUAUGCGCUGUCCCUCUACACUCAGACCACAGACACUCUCAUCAAAACCUUUGUCCAGACACAGACAGCUCAGGGUUCUGGUGUGGAUGAUCCAGUGGGUGAAGUGUCCAUACAGAUCGACCUGUAUACACACCCAGGAACUGGUGAACACAAGGUCACAGUGAAAGUUGUGGCAGCCAAUGACCUGAAAUGGCAAACAUCCGGCAUGUUCCGCCCAUUUGUUGAAGUCACUAUGAUUGGACCUCAUCAAAGCGACAAGAAAAGAAAGUUCACAACCAAAUCGAAGAGCAACAACUGGGCACCCAAAUACAACGAAACCUUUCACUUCAUACUGGGGAAUGAAGACGGCCCAGAUGCCUAUGAGCUCCAGGUCUGUGUGAAGGAUUACUGCUUUGCUCGGGAAGAUCGGGUCCUGGGGAUAGCUGUGAUGCAGCUCAGAGAGAUAGCGGACAAAGGAAGCUGUGCUUGCUGGUGCCCACUAGGGCGUAGGAUUCACAUGGACGAGACGGGGCUCACAGUCCUGAGGAUUCUCUCUCAACGAACCAAUGACGAAGUGGCCAGAGAGUUUGUAAAGUUGAAAUCGGAGUCCCGCUCCACAGAAGAAGGCACCUGAGCUGAGCUCUGAACAUUCCCGCUCUCGUUUUCCUUGUGCCAAUAUGUGCAAGUGUUCAACCAUUUUCUUUUACUAAUUACAAAAGGUUUUUCAGUUA